GCACACUGAUGCAGUCUCUUCUCGGCAGUCGACAGGUCUAUACGUCCUUUUGUUAGAAAAAGCCUUUCGUGUUCGAGCUUUUGUCUACCUUUUCUGUAAUUAUGUACCAUCUGUUCUCUGCUGUAUAUCGUCAUAAAUAAAUUCAUUCUGUGAAACAGUGUACGGCUAUUACCGUAUCUAUUUGUUGAACAGUGGCAUCGAGGAUUUCUGUUGUGUCAGUAUUAUUUAUUUAACAAAGUUCGUGCUUGUGCCUAAUAUUUGGGAUGUUGGUGAAUCACUAGGAUCUAAACAGUUUAAAAGGUACAAGAGUGAUGUAAUCACGCGCAAACAUAUCCAGACUGGAAGCUGGCGCGGCGUAGCGGGCGGGCCGCGCCAUGGGGAACAAGUGCUGCAGCCGCCGCCACGACCCGGAGCGACCUGGACUCGUAUAUCCAGGCUUCAAGAAUGACACGGGUUUCACCGCGUGUCCGUCGCUGGAGACGCGGUACACUGGCGAGCCACAAACUAGGAGCCAUAACAUGACCAGGCCUCUUGCCGACAUAGUGCGGACGAGAAACCCUGGGAAAUGCAUAACAAAUGGCGGUCGGCGCAUUGUGAAAGCGUUAUGCGCGUACACAGCGCGCGCCGACUCCGACAUCUCUUUCCGCAAGGGAGACCGUAUGGAAGUACUAAGCGAUGCCGAACCUGAUUGGUGGAGGGUGCUACAUCUCACUUCGAGGAGAGAGGGGCUCGUGCCGGUCAACUUUGUGGCGGAGGAGAGCUCUGUAGAGUGCGAGGAUUGGUUCUUCCCGCACGUGUCGAGAAAGGAGGCUGAUAAACUCCUCCUGGCUGAGACCAAUCCAAGAGGGACAUUCCUAGUGAGGCCAGCGGAACAUAACCCACAUGGGUUCAGCUUAAGUGUCAAAGACUGGGAGGAAGGAAGAGGGUACCACGUGAAGCAUUACAAGAUCAAGCCAUUGGACAACGGAGGGUUUUAUAUCGCGACCAAUCAGACCUUCCCGAGUUUGCCGGCGCUUGUCAUGUCUUAUACAAAGAACGCCCUAGGGCUCUGCCACGUGCUCGCGCGGCCGUGUCCGAAGCCCGAACCCCAGAUGUGGGACUUGGGGCCCGAGCUACGGGACAAGUGGGAAAUCCCACGCAGCGAGAUACAACUCCUCAAGAAGUUGGGACAGGGCAACUUCGGCGAAGUCUACUACGGCAAGUGGCGUAACAAUAUCGAGGUGGCCGUGAAGACUCUGAGGGAAGGCACGAUGUCGACGCAGGCGUUCCUGCAGGAGGCGGCCAUCAUGAAGAAGUUCCGCCACCCGCGGCUCGUGGCGCUGUACGCCGUGUGCUCCCAGCAGGAGCCCGUCUACAUCAUCCAGGAAUACAUGUCCAAAGGGUCCCUCCUGGACUUCCUCAGAAAUGGAGAAGGGAAAUUCCUCAAGUUCGAAGACCUAGUGUACAUCGCGUCCCAAGUCGCCUCCGGCAUGGAAUACCUCGAAUCCAAAUUCUUAAUACACAGAGACUUAGCCGCUAGAAACGUCUUAAUAGGUGCGAAUAACGAAGCCAAAAUAUGCGACUUCGGACUCGCCAGGGUCAUCGAAGACAACGAAUACUGCCCCAAACAGGGGUCGAGGUUCCCCGUUAAAUGGACCGCCCCUGAAGCUAUUAUAUAUGGACGAUUUUCUAUAAAGAGUGACGUUUGGUCGUAUGGAAUAUUGCUCAUGGAAGUAUUCACAUAUGGACAGAUACCAUACCCCGGGCUUCACGGCAAAGAUGUCAUAGAACAAGUGGAGAGAGGGUACAGAAUGCCCAAACCAGCCGGGCAUUACAUAUCCGACGAUAUCUACAGACUGAUGUUACAAUGUUGGGACGCGAUACCCGAGAAGCGGCCGACGUUCGAGUUUCUCCAUCAUUAUUUCGAUUCGUUCAACGUGACCAGUGAGAUACCGUACAGAGAAGUGCAAGACUAGUGCUGUGAUAUAGUGAAAUAAUUUGGACAACUCAGUUAGUGAAUACGGGAAUUGUGACUCGUGUGGAGAACGCAUUACAUUCGCCACGCUCUGAUUGGCCGUUACUUAUAUUACUAAAUAUACUUAUGACUGAGAUACAUAGUGUAAUAUUGCUUACGCCACGAAAAGGGAUGCCAUCAAAGGCGGCUCGUAUGCUAUGAGUCUUUUUGGAGAACAGUAAAAGUUAUAAGAUUUAUUUUAAGCCUGAGAAAAUGGAAAUGUAAUUUUAAUUGUAUGGCGUCAGAAUAGCAGUUGAUUUGUAUUUAUAUCUCAUGUCUCUACUUUGUGGAGUUGGCGACCAAUCAGAGCACAUUAUAUGGUCAGGAUAAUAUUCAAUUUAUGUGUAAUAAGUGCAAUAAGUGACGCUAGAAUUAGUUAAUGUGAAUUUAAAUUAUGGAAAUCAGUGAUUUUAUGUUCCAAAAUCGUAUUCUCCUGGCCAUACGAGUACAUCACCAAAUCAUCUCAAUAGCAACACGCGAAGGAUAUUUAAAUCAGGACUAUGCUACGUUGUUAUAAUGACACUGCCAAUAAUUGUGAUAGCGUUCACACACCAAUUCCAUUUCUUUUUAGUAUUUUUUGUACUCCAAGCAUUAACAAAUACAGGAAUGCCUGAGCUUGACAUUUAAUUGGUUGUAGGCUUCUUGUUUGAUUUCUGACUGUUGGUCGUCUGCUAAACAGAACAUUUUGAGCGCGAUACACAGUGAGACGCAAAACGCAACCAACCAAUCACGGUGUGGCGUUGUGACGCGACGACAACAAAGCCGCAAUGCGAUUGGUAUGCCGCGAUUGAAAACAUGGUACAGAUCUGAAGUAAUCUGACUUACUAAAACAAAGUGCCUAACUUUGGACAUCAUUUAUAAUUAAGAAGUUAUCCGUUAUUAGCAUACGACCUAAUUAUAUUGAACUAAUCGAAACUAUGGUUCUAAGCGCGCAAAAUUCCAAUCAAGCAUAACAUAAGUAUUAUAGUCUUGUGCAAGUUUCACGUUCUAUGUUCUUAUUUAUUAGCAACUAUAGCUUAGCACUUGUAGAUUUAUUUUGCAUUUUGUACAAAGUGAACUUUCUAUGUAUAAGCAAUAAGGUUUAUAAACGAAAAACACGAUAUUUUCAUAUUCUAAAGUGAGAUGUGAUAUUUUUUCAUCACUUGCCCACAAAACAUAUAAAAAGACCUCCAGUUAUGCGCUCUUUGAAAGAUAUCGUAUUUGUUCUUAUAGCCUGCACAUUAUUUGCACGCAUUUUGAGUAGGUUACGUUCAAAUCAUUCAAGUAAAAAUUCUGGCUCCUUUGCAAACAUUUACUCUGCUGUUAGAAAUUGUCUUGAAAACAUCAAAUUAUUUAACUGAUAUUUAAUUUUUAUUAAGUUUAUUUUCUCAUUUAAUUGUUGCAAAAUUAUGUAUCAUAUAAACGUUGGUAUUUCGGGGAACAAUUGCAUUGAUAAAACUUAAAACGAAUGCACUUAUUUUGCAGAGUAAACCUUUUCAAAAACAGUAUUAUGCGAUUGUUGCAAAGGGGCCAACUACCCUCAUGUGUAAAAAGACAAAUAAAACUAGCUUUAGGACUAUAUACCAAAGAGUUAUUUGUACAUUAAGAGCGAACGAUUGACGGAGCAUUAUUUAAUUUAUAGCCUAUUUAGAUGUGACCUGUAUUAUAAAUUAAUUUGACCAAUAUCAAGCGUAUGGCAAUUAUAUGAAAGUUUUAACAAAUUUGAGCGCAAUGAGUAUACUAUUAAUGCCAGAAUCUUUUUGCCUGGUGGCCACUAUUGGUGUUCUAGGCAUUUCGAUCAUUCAUAGUUGCCCGUGACGGUCAAAGCGUUUUAACCAAUUUAACUGAUUAGACUGCUAAAUUUUACUUUAACUAAAAUUGAUUUUUCAGUCAUUUUGACGCGUAAUAUUAAUAUUAUAAUACGCCUAUUUUUUUAAAUCGAAAUUUUCAUUUAAAGACAUUUUUUUUCAUGUUGUCAUUACAGUGCUUUCUUUAGAUUUGCAUACAAACAAUAUAUACAAACGGGAAACAAUGGAAACAGAAGUACACACAUUUUACACUGAUAAAAAUCUUGUUACAGCUUGUUGUCUUGUUAUACUGAUAUAUUAUAGAUUUUUUAAACAAUAAUUCCCAAGAGCUACAUUUCCGCAAAAUUUCUGGGUACAGAAAAAUGUCCCUAUAUUCAUAUAUUCCAUAAGUUGUUGUUGCCAAGCUGUACCAUUUUUCUAAAAACCAUUCGGGAACAGUUAACGGGUUGUAGAUAAAUCUGGAAGCCUGUUUUUUUUGCCAUCAAGAUAUAAUAACAUAACAAAAUAUAAUUGUCAAAUUGGACCAAUUUUGUAUGGCGACAUCACCUUAGUUUCAAAUACCUACUUUCUUUGCGGAAUAAAUUGUACUUUAUCAAUCCGUCGACCAGCGCCCCAGUAGCGGCGCUAAAUGGCAUUUUUUAUAUACUACUGAGAAAUAAAACAGGCACGCGGCCCACUUUAUGGAAAGUGGUCACCGCAGCCUAUGAACGCCUACAACAUUAGGGGAUAUCACACGCGCUUUGCCGACCCUGACUAAAUCUUUUCACACCCUUUUUGAAGAAAUCAUGAAUCGCAAUUGAAAAUAUUAGUAAAAGAUUAAAGCUUGUGUUUCCAUUGUAUGCUGUGAUACUAGCCCGGAUUGCGUAACGAAUGCGCAAUGCGCAAUUUACAAAGAGUAUUAAAACAUCAUACUGUUAUCACUUAAUCGUUUUGUCCUAGACUAUAAAAAACCAAUGAAAAUAGUGUCUUAAUAACAUUCCAGAUAUUCAAACACGUUAAAUUUGGACACUUUUGUAUUGAAAACGAUUAGAUUUGUAAGAUUUUGUACAUACAAAAUAAAUGUCAUUGAUAUAUA
This is a messenger RNA of Plodia interpunctella (Indianmeal moth), 4855 nucleotides long. RefSeq names its product Src oncogene at 64B (gene Src64B). Gene Ontology annotation, molecular function: signaling receptor binding; non-membrane spanning protein tyrosine kinase activity; ATP binding. Gene Ontology annotation, cellular component: extrinsic component of cytoplasmic side of plasma membrane. The transcript has 8 exons. Gene Ontology annotation, biological process: cell surface receptor protein tyrosine kinase signaling pathway; innate immune response; protein phosphorylation. The coding region runs from base 375 to 1955 and encodes 526 amino acids. The record is from RefSeq and is a predicted model, not a curated record. NCBI's taxonomy places the organism in Eukaryota, Metazoa, Arthropoda, Insecta, Lepidoptera, Pyralidae.